CAAACUUAUUAACAUAUAUUUCUACGUAUUGUACUGUUGCAUUUAACAUGGAACAAUGUACAAAAAAGUUAAAAUUGGAUAAUGAAAAAAAUGUAUCUCCUUCUACUAUAAACGAGGGAAAAGCAGAAAUUUUGGUGAGCGAUACCAAUGUAUUUUAUAACCCUGUUCAAGAAUUUAACAGAGAUCUUAGCGUAUUAGUAUUAAGAACAUAUAUCGAUGACAGAAAUGGACAAAUAUUAGAAAUAGAUCGAGGAAAACCUAAUGGAAUCGCUUUAUUGGAAGCCUUAUCCGCCACCGGUCUACGAAGUAUUCGUUACGCUAAGGAAGUAGAGGGUAUAAAGCAAAUUGUAGCGAACGACAUAUCCGCUAAAGCGGUAGAAAGUAUAAAAAGAAACAUAGAGCACAACGAUGUUCAGCAUCUUAUUAAACCGAGUCAAGAGGAUGCGACAUUAUUGAUGUAUCAAAAUAGGAAGAAUCGUUUCGACGUAAUAGACUUGGAUCCGUAUGGUUGCCCUACGCCAUUCUUGGAUGGAGCAGUCCAGUGCGUAUCGGAUGAUGGAUUGCUUAUGGUUACAGCUACAGAUAUGGCUGUGUUGGCUGGAAAUGUUCCUGAAACUUGUUACCUUAAAUACGGAGCUAUUUCUUUGAAAUCUAAAGCUUGUCAUGAAAUGGCAUUGAGAAUUUUAUUACAAAAUAUCGCUUCUCAUGCUGGCCGUUACGGGAGAUAUGUUGUACCUAUACUUUCUAUAAGCGCUGAUUUUUAUAUAAGAGUAUUCGUAAAAAUAUAUUCCAGUCAAGUUAAAUGCAAGGAGAAUGCCACUAAAAUAGGCAUGGUGUAUCAAUGUACAGGUUGCGAAAGUAUCAAUACUCGAUCAUUGUGCUACAGAAAGCCCACAGGAGAUUUUAAAUUAUUAUCUUCGCCUAGCGUGGAUCAAUUUUGUUCAAUCUGUCAGCAUAAACAGCAAGAAGGAGGACCUGUAUGGUUAGGUCCUUUACAUGACCAGCAAUUCGUCUUUAAACUUUUACAUAACUUAGAUAAUAUGCAGUUGAGAACAUCGAAAAGAAUUAAAGGAGUAUUGAAUGUUAUCUACGAAGAGUUGGACGUUCCGUUAUAUUACACGAUUGAUCGCCUGAUGUCCAUAGUUAAAUGUAUUACCCCGCCAAUAUUAUUAUUUAGAUCUGCGCUGUUGAAUGCGGGUUAUAAUGUCUCGUAUUCACACGCGUGUAAGACAUCUAUAAAAACGGAUGCACCAAACUGUGUUAUAUGGGAUAUUGUACGCACGUGGGAAAAACAACAUCCUGUAAAUCCGCAUAGAUUGUCAGUCGAUAGUCCUGGAAUAAGGAUAUUAAAUGGAACGAUAACUACAGAUGUUUCGUUCGAGCAUCAUCCGCUUGCCAAUCCAGCUUCCAGACAAAAUAAGUUGACUCGCUUUCAGCAAAACCCUAUUGUUAACUGGGGACCUGGCACACGCGCGAAAACAAGAAUCGAUUUAGAAGGUGGAACCGAGAGUUCGAAAAAGAUAAGAAAUCAGAAUAAGAAUUGUAGGAAAGAGAAAAGUCAAGCAAUGGAAGCCAGUAAAGAGGAAAAACUUGUAUAAAAUGAUCUAUCGGCAUUUGUACAGUUAACAUAAGUCUUUUUACAGAAAAUAUAAAUCUGGAUACAUACAUA
Molecule: messenger RNA, 1669 nt
Organism: Megachile rotundata (alfalfa leafcutting bee)
Lineage: Eukaryota; Metazoa; Arthropoda; Insecta; Hymenoptera; Megachilidae
Product: tRNA methyltransferase 1
Biological process (GO): tRNA N2-guanine methylation
Cellular component (GO): nucleus
Molecular function (GO): RNA binding; tRNA (guanine) methyltransferase activity
Source: RefSeq, a predicted model, not a curated record